Fusarium vanettenii 77-13-4 is the source of this 2550-nucleotide messenger RNA. RefSeq lists its product as uncharacterized. Bases 1 to 2550 code for a protein of 849 amino acids. The record is from RefSeq and is a predicted model, not a curated record. The transcript has 4 exons. Lineage: Eukaryota; Fungi; Ascomycota; Sordariomycetes; Hypocreales; Nectriaceae.
AUGCCUGAGUUGACGGUUGGUUAUGUUGCUGGUAUCAUUGCCUUUGGCAUUGUGAUAGCUCAACUAUGGUGUCCGACUGCCAUGACCUUUAUCCUCGCUGGUCAACUACGUGAUCGCGAGACAGCAGCCACAUGGACAAAUGCUGGUCGAUUCCUUCAGAGCUCUCUAUGGCCUCCCCUGCUUCAGGCAGACUCUGCUAAGCGUCAUGGAGUCCGCGGAACCAUCUCCAUGAUGACCUUGGCUGUCCCAUUGCUUGCCUUGCUCGUCUCUCUUGCUGGUGUUAUCACUCCUCUGGGGUUAUACGAGCAAGAUGAACUCGACAACCAGUCCACUCUGGCAUCUUUCCAAUAUGCCAAGGACUCGAGCGCAUUCCUCAUGGGAACCUCACCACGCGACAGCAACAACUCCUUCACACGAACCUGUUCAUUAACUCCAACGUGCUAUGCGCCUUGUCCUUACACUUCGGAUGUUACCAUCUUUUCAUCCGACGGGCUGUCCCUCAACUGCACGACGCUUUACGAAAUCAACACAACCGUGCCCAGUAUCCUGCAUGAUAUCUACAUGAGCGGCACUAAGAAGCGCAGGACAACCAUUUCUAACUACUUUGAUAUUGAGUGGCGGCAGUUGACCAAGCAAUACAACCGAAUCUACAACAACGGCACACCCAUCGCUGUUGGCAUCUUCCGCGCUCUCGAGUCGUUUGCACUCAGGGAAGAGAUUAAACCUGUGGAGGGUCUGAUUGUCGACAACAAAAACGGCGGUAUCGGCUUGAGGAACCAUACUCUGCCUAUUGGACAUACCCGAGGCGCAACUUGGUCUGAAGACUUGCUCUUCCUAGAGCCAGAGAUUGAGUGUGUGAACCUCAACGUCACCGUCGACUUUGAAAUUAGCACCAGCUCCAAGCAAACCUCUGGCCUCGCCGUCACAAAUCUGUACAUGACGGACCGCGGCGGCUUCGUCCACCUCAACACGACCAACCCGGAGCAUGACCAGCGCAACGGCGUGAACAAGCCUGACCUGAAGACGCGGGCGUAUCAGGCGGCGUGGUACACCAACGGCGUCACAAUGCUCUUCAUGAACAUGUCGGAUCCGACUGACAAGGUCAAGGGGACAAAGGCGUUUGACCGCAUCGACUCCAAGGUCGGUAAGAAGUGGAAGCUGCCCAUCGCCGAGGUUGAUCACACUACGUAUCAGUCACUGCAGUUCAUGACGGAGUUUGGGAGGCUUGCUGGUAUGACAAAGUCCUUUGAUGGUAAGGGGGAGGAGAUUUACAAGAAUCCGCAUAAUAUCACUUCUGACUACUGGGAUGCUGCGAAAUUUAUUUGCCAAGGAACUUCGUUGAAUGCCCCAGCCUUGUUAAACAACACCUACGUCGCCUGCAACUUACUCCGCGGGGUUCCCAAGCGAGUAGGCGGUGGCUCACCAAACCUAUUCGAAGACGGCAGCGAAUGGAGUUCACCCUUAUACACCUGCGCCUCAGCCGUUAAAGCCACCGUUAAGAGGGUCACCUUCUUCCACAAUGGCACCAGCGACAGCAUCGACAACCUAGUCGUCAAGGAGGUCAAGGAGAAAGAGUAUAAGAGCAAGGACGAUAUGCCACUCUGGGGCGUUGAAGACUGGUCCCUCACCCUCGCUCAGUUUGAGCCCAUCUGGGGUAUCGUCGACCCAGCUUUCAAGGGCUUUCAAAACGUCAGCACCACCCAGGCACCAGAGUUGUAUCUCCUCGGUUCCGCUAUGGACGAGAUCUUUGGUCCUGCGGCGCUUAGCCCGUCUUCUUCCACUAUGAAUCUCCCCGGUUCCAUCGUGCCCAUCUCAGCUCUACACACCAUCUUCAAGAGCGGUAGCGAUACAGAUCCCAUCAUUGACUUUACCGCUCGGCAGAGCAUGAGUCUCUGGCUCAAGUGGAAAGAGCUGUCAGCCUCUGCUGAGACGGCUCCCAAGAUCUACAAGCUCCUCUGGAACGAUCUCGCUGCUUCGGCCCUCGUGGGUACCAAAGGCACCCUGGGCGCUCUCAACGAGGAGCCCGACCAAGCUGCCAGGCUACGAGUCAUUCCAACAGUCCACAGGGUCAAGUACAGAUGGAUGUUUGGCAUCCCGGCUUUCGUCGUCAUCGUCUUCAUGGGCCUCAUCUUCCUAGCCGUAGCAGGCAGCGCCGUGACGGGCAAGUCCAGCUUCGGCCUCGUGAGGCACAGACUCAAGCAGGUUGCCGUAGGCCGCGUCUUGACUACAAUCUUCCACCCCGACUCCAGCAGCUUCAUCAUGUCUCCCGGCGACUGGAGUAGGGCCAACGGCGAGAAGCAGAUCGACAUGACUGGUGGACGUCCAGCACCUGCAGCUCCAGGGGGCCCUCCUCCUACAGUUAUCAAUCCUGUGCCUGCUCAAUUCAACGUGCCUCCUCAGUUCAGCGCGCCUCAGCAGUAUCAACCGGUACAGCCCUACUCACCACAACCAUAUCCUCCUCAACAGCCGCCUCCGCCGCAAUGGAGAGGGAGCCCUGCUACCCCUGACGAAGUUCAUGAAUUGACAUACUUUCCCGAGCGCAAAAGCUAG